Molecule: messenger RNA, 1616 nt
Organism: Tarenaya hassleriana
Lineage: Eukaryota; Viridiplantae; Streptophyta; Magnoliopsida; Brassicales; Cleomaceae
Exons: 12
Coding region: 90-1322 (410 amino acids)
Source: RefSeq, a predicted model, not a curated record
UCAAAUCGUCAUCUUCCAAAGUUCACAGUUUCCAGUUUCUCACUUCGAUACAGUAGCGCGAAAACCCAUACCUAGCAGAAGCUGCUACCAUGGAAGGUUCCCUCGACGCUUCUCUGGAGCUUCACGAGAUUCGAAGCCGCGUGAAAGAGCUGGAGGUUCUCCACAGAGUUUGCGAGGACGAGCCAGAAGAAUCUUCUCUGUCGAAUUCCAACAUCAUGGUCCAAGAUUUUGCUUUUCAGCUCGAGACGAAAGUGAAGCAGAUUGUUGACGAGUACUCUGAUGUUGAUUUAUUGGGUAUCGAAGAUUCAGAUGAUUACUUGGAGUAUUUGAGAAAAGAGCUUCACUCCGUGGAGGCUGAAAGUGCCAAGGUUUCAGAAGAAAUUGAGCGUCUUUCAAGGACUCAUGUCGAAGACUCUAAUGUACUGGAAAGAGAUCUUGAAGGUCUUUUGUUGUCACUGGAUUCCAUAUCAUAUCAGGAUCUGGAGAAAGUCAAAGAGAAUCCACCAGCCAGUUGUUCGACCAACAAAAGGGAUAUAUCGAAUUCAAUUGAUGAAAAUUUUAAGAGUUUGGAUCUUGAAGACCAGAUUCAGGAGAAGAGAAUGAUUCUCAAGUCCUUGGAGGAUCUGGAUUUAGUGAGUAAAAGGUUUGAUGCUGUAGAACAGGUUGAGGAUGCAUUGACUGGUUUGAAGGUCCUUGAGUUUGAUGGGAACUCCAUUAGGCUCCAGUUGCAGACAUACAUUCCAAAAUUAGAUGGCUUGUUUGGCCAACACAAAAUCGAUGACACCACCGAGCCAUCUGAAUCGAUCCAUGAAUUGCUUAUCGAAAUUAAGGAUGAAACUCUGGAGAUAAAAAAAGUUGAGAUGUUUCCAAAUGAUGUAUACAUAGGGGACAUCAUUGAGGCCACUCAUUCUUUCAGGCAGGUAUCUCUACACCCUGCAGUGCUACAAACACGAUCUCCAUUGCAGUGGUUUGUUGGCAAAGUGCAAGAGAGGAUAAUAUUGAGCACUCUAAGAAAAUAUAUGGUGAAAAGUUCGAAUAAAUCCAGGCACACAUUUGAAUACUAUGACAAGGAAGAAACAAUUGUGGCUCAUAUGGUUGGAGGCGUUGAUGCAUUCUUAAAGGUCUCUACUAGUUGGCCUCUACUGAAUACUCCAUUGAAACUGGUAUCUAUCAAGAACUCUUUCUCUGGCUCAGAGAGGAUCUCCUCAAACAUUAUCUGCAAGAUUGAGGAAAUGGCGAAUUCCUUGGACCCACAGACUCAGGAAAGCUUGACAAGUUUCGUGGAAGCGAUUGAGAAAAUACUUGUGGAGCAAACACAGUAAGAGCUAAGAACUCGGUCUCAAUGACUGCCUUCGUCGAUGCCAUAAAUAUAUAUGCCUCCUGUGGAUUUUGCCUGGUUUAGUUUCCUGUUUUUGGUUCAUUAGCCAACAAAAGAAAAAAGAUCAUCCAGAAACUAAGUGUAAGAUUAGAGGAAUAAGAACAGGAAAACAUCCAUGUUUUCCCCUUGCGUUUAGAAUGCUCUUUGUGGUCCCAAAGUAUGAAGUACUGUUUUUGUAAGCCUGUCCUUGGAACGACCGGAUAUGUUCGCUCAUAAUCUCAUCAAGCAAACAUUUGUA